AUGCUGGCGGCUGCGCACAGUCGACCCAGCAAGGCCGUGGAUACCAUGAAGAUCUUGCUGGAGAAGCGGGCGAAACUGGAGGUGGAAGAUGACCUGGGCUGGACUGCAUUACUGCACGCAUGCAGAAACAACAACGAGGAGGCCGCCCAGCUGCUUUUGCAGACCAAAGCGGAGGUCCAGAAGAAGGCGACCGACGGAAAGACUGCUGCAAUGAUGUGCGUCAUGGAGGGGGGCAACCGCUUGGUCAAGCUCCUUGCGGAGCGGAAGCUGGACCUGAUGGUCCCAGAUCAGAACGGCUGGACCUGCUUCUUUUUCGCCACCGACCGCUCCAACAAGGAGCUCAUGAAGUGGCUCCUGGACCUGGACGCCGACGCCUGCGCGGAGGCGGUGGACCUGCGGACCCCGCUGAUGCUGGCCUCCAUGAAUGGCAUCAAGGCCAUUGGCAGCCUUCUGCUCCGCUACGACGCCUACAUCGAUGCGCAAGACAAGCAGGGCUUUACCGCACUUCUCUACGCCAUCCAGGAGCGUCAGCUGGAGUUUGCGGAUUUCCUGGUGGAGAAUGAUGCCGACUGCACACUCAAAACAGACGAUGGCGUGGACGCAAUCGCUCUGGCGGAGCGCCAGGGCCUGCAUGCCCUGGCCCAGCGCAUGGAGGUGCGAAUGCGCAGGGAAGAGCGCGAGGAUGAGCCGUCGAAGGAUCGCAAGGCCUCCAAGCGCCGAGGCAAAGGAGCCAAGUCAUCAAAGUCAGCGAGAGGAGGACAGAGCCAUCGGAGCCGCGGAAGCAGUCCUGCAAGUAGUCCGCGGUCACAAGGUAGUCCGCGAGGAGGAAGUCCACGGGGAGGAGCAAGUCCAAGACGGAGUAGCUUGAAAGGGGCAACCAGCCCGCGCGAUAGUGAGGGUAGCCCCAGAAGUGCUCGCGCACGCCGGGCCAGUACAAGAGGAGAUGGUGACGGCAGCCCCAGAAGUGCUCGUGCGCGUAAGGACGGCAGUCCCAGAGACGGCCCAAGCACUGCAAGAGGUAGGAGGGCUAGUGCAAGAGGAGGUGAUACUCAAGCUGACGGUGACGGCAGCCCCAGAAGUGCUCGUGCGCGCAAGGACGGCAGUCCCGGAGACGGCCCAAACACUGCAAGAGGUCGGAGGGCUAGUGCAAGAGGAGGUGAUACACAAGCUGACGGUGACGGCAGCCCCAGAAGUGCUCGUGCGCGCAAGGACGGCAGUCCCAGAGACAGCCCAAACACUGCAAGAGGUCGGAGGGCUAGUGCAAGAGGAGGUGAUACUCAAGCUGACGGUGACGGCAGCCCCAGAAGUGCUCGUGCGUGCAAGGACGGUUCUUCCCCGGCAACUGGAGCAAAAGGUGGCCGAAGUGCUCGAAAGCAGAAUACGAAGGACCCAGAUUCGUAG
Messenger RNA from Effrenium voratum, 1401 nucleotides. Lineage: Eukaryota; Dinophyceae; Suessiales; Symbiodiniaceae. The record is from the annotation of a GenBank genome assembly.